AUGGUUGAAUUAUUCGACAAAUUCGUGAAAGGAUUAAAGAAGCUCAAGACAGACAAAAGUCAUACGCAGAUGCCCGGUGAACCGACUUGCAAUUUCAAGCUGGCGACAAAGUUUUCCUCAAACCUCGAGGGCAAAUUCAUCGACUGCAAUGACGCCGGCGUUCCCUUCACCGUUGCCAGAUUCAGAGGCCACAAUCUGUCGGAGCUUCUCACAAAUCUGCGGCCCGAUCUUCUACUACCGUGCGAUACCGAUUGGGAAGCUAAGCCCGGCCCUGACUCUGCCGUCGCAAUGAUACAAGUCAGCUAUUAUGACUGUGGCGGCUUUACAAUAGGUGGCGUUUUGUGGCACAAGUUGUGUGAUGGGGUCACCAUGUUUUCCGUUAUUCGGUCGUGGACUACGGCGGCGCAUGGGGGUAAGGAGGCAGUUUUUCCCAACUACAUCGCGCAGUAUAUGUUUCCGCAAAUGCCGGUGCAGCUUGGUUCUCACUAUGAUAUCGCAAAGAUUGGGAAUCAAUCGUAA
Molecule: messenger RNA, 519 nt
Organism: Salvia splendens (bonfire salvia)
Lineage: Eukaryota; Viridiplantae; Streptophyta; Magnoliopsida; Lamiales; Lamiaceae
Product: vinorine synthase
Exons: 2
Coding region: 1-519 (172 amino acids)
Source: RefSeq, a predicted model, not a curated record